AUGCACAUUACACGUGCUAUCCCUUGCAAGUGGUAUAUAAGAUCAAGCAAAGGUCUGAUGGCACUAUUGAGAGUUAAGAGAAACUGGACUGUUUUUCAACUUGAUGUUAACAAUGCCUUCCUCAAGUUGGAUUCAGAUGUCGGUGACCCUAUUCCUGAUCCUAGUUCUUAUAGGAAACUCAUUGGCAAGCUUAAUUUUUUACAACAUACUAGGCGUGAUAUCUCUUUCUCUGUACAACACCUUAGUCAAUUUUUGCAUUGUCCACGAGUUCCACACGUGCUUGCUGCUCUCCAUGUUCUAAGGUAUCUCAUGUCUGCUCCUGAUUUGGGUAUUGUAUUGAACUCUUCUUCUGAUUGUUCUCUUGUGGCAUUUUCUGAUUUUGACUGGGCUUAUUGCCCCACUUUGAGAAGAUCUGAUACUGGGUUUUAUAUAACUCUCGGUGGUUGCCCUGUGUCUUGGAAGUGCAAGAAACAACCCACCAUUGCCCUGUCAUCUGCUGAGGCUGAGUAUAGGCCUUACGCAAGUUCUGAUCAGCUGGCUGAUAUUAUGACAAAGGCUUUGCCAGGACCUGUACAUCAAAAUUUGUUGGGCAAGCUGGCAGUGUGCACACCCUCCAGCUUGAGGGGUGGUGUUGGCAUGAAGCCCAAUUUAGUCAAGGUCCAAGUAAUGAUAGACCCAAUUGUCAGUGUGUUUUAA
Lycium ferocissimum is the source of this 696-nucleotide messenger RNA. RefSeq lists its product as uncharacterized. Bases 1 to 696 code for a protein of 231 amino acids. NCBI's taxonomy places the organism in Eukaryota, Viridiplantae, Streptophyta, Magnoliopsida, Solanales, Solanaceae. The transcript is spliced from 3 exons. The record is from RefSeq and is a predicted model, not a curated record.